AUGUCCACCGCCGACAGCCACCUCACUCCAGCCAAUCGCGGCCCGCCACCUCAGCGCCGCCGCCUCUCUCAGCCAACCCCGCGCCGCCAAGUGGAGCGCGUCGUCCUCCCCGCGCCCUCCUCCACCGCAGCCCGCGGGAGCCCGCAGCCGGCCCGCUCCGGGCCGCAUCUGGGCCCGCCGGCCCACGCGUCGCCGCCCGCGCCCGGUCAUGCCCCACCGCCGCCGCCCCGCCGGCGCGCCUCCCCGCGCCUCGCCGAUCCAGCACCGUCGUCCCGUCCUCCGGCCACCGAGCGCCGCCGCCCCGCGGCCCCGAAGCCCGGCCGCCCGGCCGCGCCUCUCCCUCCCCCGCCGAGCCACACCGCGCCUCCACGUCGUGCGCCUCGCCGCCGCCUCGCCUGCUCGCCGCCUCCGCCGGAUCCCGGUCGGAGGAGGUCCCCCGUCGCCGGAUCUGCCGCCCCCGCCGGCGACUUCCUCGCCGGCCGGGGCUCCUCUGCCUCCACGUCCCCGCCCGACCCGAUCCGCGUUGACCCCGCGAGGUUGUUUUUUUACCAAGUCCCCAGUUUAUCUACUCAUGUGCUCAUCUUUCCCAUGCCAUAA
Aegilops tauschii subsp. strangulata is the source of this 597-nucleotide messenger RNA. The record is from RefSeq and is a predicted model, not a curated record. Lineage: Eukaryota; Viridiplantae; Streptophyta; Magnoliopsida; Poales; Poaceae.